Messenger RNA from Halteromyces radiatus, 1895 nucleotides. RefSeq lists its product as uncharacterized. The record is from RefSeq and is a predicted model, not a curated record. Bases 13 to 1785 code for a protein of 590 amino acids. Lineage: Eukaryota; Fungi; Mucoromycota; Mucoromycetes; Mucorales; Cunninghamellaceae. The transcript is spliced from 8 exons.
ACCACUUCAAAAAUGCCCCACUACCCCCAAUUCUUCCUUGCGAAUACUGACUAUUCUAUCAAAAAUUACCUACGCUACUUAAAAACCAAUGGACAAGACCUUAACGAGAAUGACGUAAAGACAUACAUUCAAUGGUAUCGAACGGACUUGGAUUGGAAAAAGGCGCAGAAAAAUAUCAGUUUGGGACAGAUUCGAGAGUUGGAACGCGCCUUAAACGAACUCAAGCAUUUAUCAGACAAAGACUUGAAGGCAACAAUCGUGAACACCAAUAAUCCUGAAACACCCACUAUAAUCAACAAAUACAUCAACAAGAACAGUAUCAAUGCACCUGGGAAUACCAUCUCCUUUCUACAAUCAUCUGAACAGUAUACAUUACCACCACCACCACCACCACCACAACAACAACAACAACAACACGAACAACAACAACAACAACAACAACAACAGCAACAGGCAGCGGCAGCUUCAACGAGCAGCAACAACAUACAACUACAGACGUCACAGCCGCAGCAACAAGCAACAAACAAACGGAAAAGUGACUGUAUAGAACAACUUCCGCAGAAAAGGCAGCAACAACGGCAAGAUGAUGAUGAUGACGGUGAACUUCUUGACAUUGGAAUUGAAUAUCAACCACCUUCACCAGAUGACCGCUACCUUGUUGGGAACUUUGACGCCUCUCAAGCUUUUUACGACUUCCAACUGUUCGUUGCGAAUCACAAAGCGAAAUAUUAUCUCGAAAGUCAUCUACACCAUGUAUUGGCGGCGUCAUCAAUUCUACUUGUCAGGCCUGGAAGGAUGCCGAAAGAACUCGUGGACGUUUUUGGUGAACAACAGCUGGAUUCUUUCAUCAACGACCUACGGACCAGGAUUGAUAUGAACUCAAGAAGGAACUCCCGACUUCCCAUGAAGCUCAUUUUAUAUCUUACUUCGAUUGUAGAGGACGUUCUAGCGGGUGUCAAAUCACGAACUCAAGGCAUGUGUUCUCUACUCUCAAUGGAAGGGAAGGCGUUUUCAGUGGACGGCGAAUUAAUCAUUAUGGAGGAGGAAGAAGUCCCAAUUCCAGGUAGAGUGACUAAACAACAAUUCAGGUUCAUCAAGUCUUUGGCGAAUCUACUUGACAAGCUGCCAAAUAAAGUGAUAAUGGAAGAAAUUAAAGAACACGAACUUUGUACUCGGUAUCUUGAUCCAAUACUCUGCGGUUUAUUCGACAACCCUUCUGACUCGGUGUUCUUUAGAUGGACUGAUCAUUCGAACCUGGAAUCCAAAAAAUCAGCACUUGUGUCGAAACGUCGCCCGGACUCUUGCAUCGCAAGACUUAACGGUGUAAAAUGGGACAAUACUCUUGCAUACGGUGAAGUGAAGUGUGCUGGCGAAAGUGACAAUCUAUAUGGCAUUUGCAAGGAUACACUCCGCGUUGGGCUUUUCAGCAAGAAUGCGUUAGACGUUGGUAAAAUGAAAGGUAUCCUUGGGUUCCAAGCUGUAGGACGGACUAUCACCUUCUACCUCACGACCCUUCUGAAAGAUGGACUUUACACAAUGAUGGAACUGGCCGAAAUCACUAUUCCUGGGUCUGUUGAUGAUUUGCCGAAAUAUCUAAUGGACUUAACGAAGGUACUGCUGGUAUUGGAUGUAUGUGAUAACUGGUGCACUCCCGUGGACCUUGACCAAAUUCAGCUGCAAAGCCAACGCUCUCGUCCCACUCUUUCAACUCCCUCUUUCUGUCGAAUCGUGUCCUCUAGCACCUGUCGUAGUCGCCAAUCCAUUAUGAAGUCUUAUUACAAUUAGCUUAUAUUCUACCCUUUUUACCCUACUCCCUUUUAGCUUGUAUAUAUGAUGAUAUGAUCUUUUAUUCUGAUGAAAAAAAUAAAGUUGUCUGUUGUCUUGUUUUUCUUUUU